This is a messenger RNA of Trypanosoma rangeli, 4020 nucleotides long. RefSeq lists its product as uncharacterized. The transcript has a single exon. The record is from RefSeq and is a predicted model, not a curated record. Gene Ontology annotation, molecular function: oxidoreductase activity. The coding region runs from base 1 to 4020 and encodes 1339 amino acids. Lineage: Eukaryota; Euglenozoa; Kinetoplastea; Trypanosomatida; Trypanosomatidae.
AUGAGCAUAAAGCGGGAUCCUUGCCUGGUGUCCCGGCGCAGUCGCGCCACUGACGCGGCCGACCUCUCACGACUAGCACAGCUUGCCACAGUUACCUCGUGUGCUCCCUCCGCGGCGUUAUUUCCGUGGAGAACCGAGUCAGAUUUUCUGACACUCAUUGAGGGUUCCGUUAUUUGCAUUACAGCAACCUCCACAAUCACGGGAAAAGUGGCAGGAUUUGUUUGUCUGGACGACAUACCGCACAUCACUUCGAUUCCUGGAGACGCGUGGGAACACACACUGGAGCGUGGUGAGAACCAAGACGGGGAUGAGGCUGGGGCGCACAUUGCGCCGUACAACACGCUGUGGUUAAAGGCUUUGCUCGCGCCUCCUUCCAGUGCAUUCCGCGUGAAUGGAAUUGCCCCGGACGACGCCAAGGCCUUUAAACUUGAGAGGGAACUGUUACUGUUUGCCUACAAGGAGGAAGACGUUAUUGUGGAACUACUAUCCACUGUGCUAACUAAUCUGCCACAAACGAUGCAUGUGCUUGUUGCUUUUCCGUCGGGGUGCGUGUAUCCGCCGAUUGAAGGAUUUGGCACAAAAAUUGUGCCCCUUGUGGGAUGCCGUUUUGAGGGCUCGUUUCUUCACAUUAUGGCUUCCAACCUGGUGCCGCGGCUGCAGUUUCGCUUGGGAAUCAUGGAGGACUACGAUGACUUUGUUCCGCACCUGCUGAGUGGCUACGGUCUCAUCACGGCACUACCAGAGGAGUUUUACCUGGAUGAGGUGCUCAAGGACCAGGACACGUUUCACAAGGUUAUCACUGCGGAAGACGCCGUCACUCAUCGUAUGGUUGGCCUUAUGUGCCUAGAGGCAUCCAUUGAGACGCAACAGAUGGUUUCACGGCAAUACAUGACGGAGGUAUUUGGCAAACUUCGCCCUCUUAGCGGCAGGUGGGGUGACUUUAAAAGCAACACCUUUGACACCCCAAAUGUGGUGAAAAUUAACUUUUUUCAACUUGAUCCGAACUACUCCCUGUGUGCCGAUCACUUUCUGCCGUUCGUUUUUCAAGAGUUUCCGUACGUGGAAUACGUCAUGAUCAUCCUCCCCCACGAGCAGGAGGAACCUCCGUUUUUGCGGCAAUUUGAGUAUAUCCCACUGCGACGGUAUCACCCACGGAGCGCGAAGGGAGAGACAAUUCCAACGCCAGAGGGGCUUUGGAUCACCUGCCGCUACGCCGUAGACCCUGUUGCAGUACUACCGGUGAGUAGGAGCGAGGAUGUUGGGAGAAUCUCGUCAUUUCUUGAAGAGUCAUUCAGUGAAUUUUCACAGCAGCACGUCGCGGCUUUGUUGGAGGACAUCGGCAUCUCACAUUCAGGGGAUUCGUCGUUGCAGGACCGUCGAUCGCGAAUUUCGGUCUCCUUCAUACUUGAGUCUCCGCUGGGUGGAACGGGGGAGCCAGCUGUUGUGGGUGUGGCCUCAGCGCGGCCAAUUGCGUUGCACGAGAUGUAUGCGUUGCGCGCCAAUUACGAUGUGGAUGCCUUUGUUAACUACUAUACUGAUGGCCCGAGGGACUACACCGCAACGGAGAUUCACCUCUCCGCUGAGGAAGGGCGAAGAAAGUUUUUUAGACAAGAGAUGCAAGGAAUUUUGGUGCGUAGUUUUUUCACGAAACCCGUGUACCGCCGUCACAUUCCAUUUUUUGUGCGGGAGAUGCUGCGUCACAUGCACGUCGAAAUGGCACUCGUGUUGGAAGAUGGCCAAGCUCCGCCGUUUGCACCGCUGCUACGGCAGUUACUGCGCGCACCGCCACGUCGCGUGCAGGAGAAGAAACACAUGGCUUUUGGAGAGUUGAAGUCAGAGUCGUUGGGCAUGAUUGAGGGAGAAGAUGUCAUGGCGCUUGCGUGUCUGUUUGUCGGCACCCGACGUAUACUUGGGGAUCGCAAGAAACUCAUACACACUCGUAUUGUCGUGGUGGGAGCCGGUUCUACGGGGUUGACAUGUAUCCAUCGGUUUCUCUCGGUUCCAUAUGUGCACUUUACUAAUCUUGUUCUUGUCUCCGUCGAUGGCUUGCCUGCACACCCCAACCAGCAGUCAUACAUGUGGUCCGCUGACCACAUGGAGCUGCUCGAGCGGGAGCACAUGAGUCUUGUGGUUGGAAACCCCAUUCGCGUUGUUUACGGCUCCGUUGUGGACGUCGACACAACUCAGAAGUACGUCACUAUUGACGACGGCUCCUAUGAGCCGUACGAUUAUGUUAUUCUUACCACAGGGCGUCAAUACGUUGUGCCGCAGUCCAUAUGCCAUUUGCAUCAAUCUGUGCAACCCCCGACUUUGCAUUCGCAGCGUGGUUUUGUACCAGAAGGCACUUUGGCUCUUGAUGGCGAGUCAUCUAUGGAAAAACUUCGUCAACAUUUGCAUGACUUGGAUCAAAAUCCAAAUAAUAUUAGCAAUAUUGUUGUGUACGGCUCUGGUCUAGACGCUUUUGCGGUGGUGACGUCUAUUGCCAAACUUGGCUUCUCCCCACAACAAAUUAUUUUGGUGAGUCCAGAGACCUCCAACCCUUUUCUGGACAAGGACGCCUUUGACUGCAUUGUGAAGAUGUACAAUUCAUUAGGCAUAAACACGUUGCGUGGCUACGGUGUGACUCGAUUGGAGUACGACGAUGAUGGUGGAGCUCUAAUAACCGUUGUGGUGUCGCCAGUCUCGGUCUCUGAGGAAGGUGACAAUGAGGGUUUUACAGCAGGCAUUUCAAACUCCGUGGAACUGGACUGCAGCCUCAUUGUCUGCUGUGAAGACAAGGAUAUUAACAGUCAUGUACUCUCCACUUUGAAUAGACGUUCUAUUGUUUUCGACGGACGUGUCAUUGUUGAGGCGAACUACCGUACCAUAGACAAAUGCGUGUACGCAGCUGGUCCCGUGGCGAUGUUUACACGUCGCUACGGAACAACUCCAGGCUUCGAUGAUUUUAACACCCGUGAUGUGGGGACAAGCUUGGCGGAGGUUCUUCUCGGGGUCUUUGGCCUUGAGGAGUUUGCUGAUCAGAGCCACACUGAUGUAGAGGAUAAGGAAGAGGAGUUGGUCGCGGCGCACAACCAACUAUACACCAGAGUUCUGCGCGAGAACGGGAGCCGUCGGACGGAUUUCUUGAUGGGCACCGUGCCCGUGUCCAUGGAUGACGACAGGAAGAGUAUCACGUCACUCCAGAAAAAAUUACCGUCGUAUGCUUCGCCGGUGACGAGUCGCAUUCGUCUUCCUGGCAGUUACCUCUUUUUCUACUGUAGAUCAGUAGAUUUUAAUCCGGCGCGGUGCCUGCGUCUCUGCUACUCCAACAUUAAGGAAAGCACACCUAUUGUGACGGGCAUUGUGGAGUUAAAUCCAAUGCUUGGCCCAACCGACAAUGCAGAGGCAACACAGAUGCCUGAACAAAGUCUAUUCGUGAUUUACGUGGACGAGCAGACCCACUUCAUUGAGGCGGUGGUGUACUUUGGAAACGGUAGCCCGGAGCUGUACCACUACAUGUGCUUGGUUGGGAUGCCGCAGUCCCUGCUGAACCUCCUUUACCGCUACGAGGAGGCCCGUGUCGUAAGCAGCGAUGCGGCAAGAGGGCGGUCGAAUAGCAAUGACGAGGGCCAUAGUGCGGAUGGUGAUAGCAACGCUGGUGGUCUGAAUCUAAUGGAGUACCUCCGUUCCCCUAAGCUUCAGAUCCUCUUUUAUGAUCGAUUCACCGUUUUCUAUAUGGGACUGCGGGAAAAGAUGCGGACACAUAAGGCGUUGAUGGAGGUAAAGUCUCGCGCGCUUGUGUUUGUUAGUAGGCAGUCGCAGCUCACAACGGAAAAGCGGAACGAGCUCCUCAAGGAGUUAACUGCAGAGAGCAGCGCGUUCGCGCGGCAAGUGCAGUAUGAGCUUUUAAAGUUUAUGCAUGAGAACAAAGACUACCUGCCGCAGAUUUACUAUUUGCCAGACAUCCAUGCACAUGUACAGCAGAAUGCGAGGACGCCGUCGCCGUCGCCGUCGCCAGGAAACAGCACGGAAGUGGUGUAG